GCGUGUUUCGUACCGACCCUCCAUGUCCGCCACGUCUCCUGACGAUGUCACCCUCGCGGUCCCCGCCUCGCCGGACGACGUGGCCCUCGCGGACGACGUCACCCUCGUCAUUCGCUCCCCCUCCGCGUCGGACGACGUCGAUUUCUCGCUGCGGAUGCAGCUGCGAGGCGCCACUGUGGCGCAGCUCAAGCAGCGCCUCUCGGCGGAGCACCCGGAGCACCCGGCGCCGGAGGAGCAGCGGCUCAUCUUUGCGGGCCAGCUCCUCCACGACGACGCUCGAGCGGUCGACGUCCUGCGGCAGAGAGACCUCAAAGAGCCGCAGGUCUUCCACCUCAUGACCCCGCCCAGACGGCAGCCGUCGCAAAAGCCACCCGAGGCGGCGGCGGCGCCGCGGCUGCCGCCGACGGCAGGCAUGCCGAGCAGCGCGGCGGUUGCCGCCGCGCGCGCCUCUGCAGCGGCCCCUCCGGCGCAAGCUCCUCGCGCCCCCGCAGCCGCCGCCGCCGCGGGGGGCGAGGGCGCUGACCCGGGCGGGGGAGGCGAGGGGGAGGAGGUGCACUCUCUCAAGCUGGCGCUCAAGCUGGCCCUCUUUGUGUACGUCCUCUCGCAGGACGGGGCACCGCACCGCAUCGCAACCCUGUCCGGAUGCGCGCUCCUCAUCUUCCUCGCGCAAACUGGCCGGCUCAACUUCGUGGUGAGACUGCUCGCGCCGCCGCCGCCCGCGCCGCCGCCGCCCGCGCCGCCGCCGCCAAGAGGGCGGGUGGAGGAGGGGCCGGGUGGAGAGGGGGGCGGAGAGGGCGGCGAAGACUUUGCCGCCGCGCCGCAAGCGGCGGGCGGGCCGGCCGAGGCUGGCGGAGACGCCGCUGCGGCGCGGGCGGAGGAGGAGCCAAGAGGCGCGCUGGCGGCCGUGUCAGGGACGCUGCUGGCCUUCUUCACGUCGCUCUUCCCGGGCGUGCUCCCCGAGCAGCCCAACGGGGCGCCCUUUGCGCAGCCGCAGCCAGCGGGCGGCUUCUGAGUGCCGGGGCGAGGGAGAGGGGCAGCCGUGGUAUUCGGGAGGGUUGCCGCGCGGGGCCGAGGGAGCAGGGCGGCCGAGAGCCGUGCGUGGGCUGGCACCAAGCGGAGUCGGCGGACCCGCGCGCUGUGGUAUAUUUGGGAUCCAUCGUGGGACGGGGCGUGUGAUGCACAUGGAUUGAUGUGCGCGAAUUUGUGCGAUAUGUUGUGGAUUCGAACGCCCCAAGGUGUUGCACCUCGAAACUACGAAAGAGCUCGAACCUCGAUCGGUGGCUCCCGUCUCGCUGCGGUUACUUACAUAUACUAGCUUACAUG
This is a messenger RNA of Emiliania huxleyi CCMP1516, 1323 nucleotides long. RefSeq lists its product as hypothetical. Gene Ontology annotation, biological process: endoplasmic reticulum unfolded protein response. Bases 23 to 1012 code for a protein of 329 amino acids. The record is from RefSeq and is a predicted model, not a curated record. Lineage: Eukaryota; Haptophyta; Isochrysidales; Noelaerhabdaceae. The transcript has 4 exons. Gene Ontology annotation, molecular function: protein binding.